Messenger RNA from Batrachochytrium dendrobatidis JAM81, 477 nucleotides. RefSeq lists its product as uncharacterized. The record is from RefSeq and is a predicted model, not a curated record. Gene Ontology annotation, biological process: tRNA methylation. Gene Ontology annotation, molecular function: RNA binding; tRNA (guanine) methyltransferase activity. The annotation marks the transcript as partial. The transcript is spliced from 4 exons. Lineage: Eukaryota; Fungi; Chytridiomycota; Chytridiomycetes; Rhizophydiales.
AGGAAUCCUUUGGUUGUUGUUGCAAGUCUGAUAUCAAAAGUUCCCAAUUUGGGUGGAUUGUGUCGAACGUGUGAAAUCUUUAAUGCCGAGCUUUUAGUUGUCAAUAACAUCAAAAUCAAGGAAGAUCAGGUAUUUAGCAACACAAGUGUUUCAGCGGAUAAAUGGAUGCCUAUCAAGCAAGUACGAGAGGAAGAUCUGGAAACGUAUCUCAUUGGCAUGAAGACUCGAGGAUAUACAGUAGUUGGUGUUGAACAAGCAACACGAAGUGUUUCAUUAAAUGGAUUUGAAUUUCCUCGUAAAACUGUAGUUCUUUUAGGCAAGGAGAGAGAGGGAAUUCCGACGCAUCUGAUGGCUCACUUGGACCAUGUGCUUGAGAUUCCACAGUUUGGUGUGAUUCGAUCGCUGAAUGUGCAUGUGAGUGGAGCACUGAUUGUAUGGGAAUACACCAAACAACAAGGAACUGGACCAAUAUCCUGA